CUUUACAGUUGGGUGGAGUCCUGCUGCUCACCUGCUGUUUCAGGAAAUGACGCUUUGAUGCAAACACUCACCGGGAGCUCGUCGUCGGACUCUGGACCUCAGGAACAACAACAACAUGAGCGCUUCCUGGAGAUCACAGCCCAACCUCCUCCUCGUCUGUUUAUUACUGUCUGCAACCGGAGCUGUGUCAGGACAGUUCCAGCUGGAGCCGCUGAAUGCCACAGUGCUCCACGGUUCUGCUGUGCGAUUCAACGCCACCGUGCAAGGAGCAUGGAAGGGCAUGACCUGGACUGUGGGAGGCCAUCUGGUAACCACUGUCAUCGGUGACAUCAUCUCCUCCUCAGAGCAGUUCUCUGCCAGAUUCUGCUCCAGCGGUGACCCCAGCUGUGUGGAGUUCACCAUCGAGAACGUGACCCGCAGGGAGGGGGGGGCCGUCACCUGCUCUGUGCAGGGGAACUACGGCUCAAAGACGGCACAGCUCUACGUACAAGAGAGUGGUACCGUGAACAUCAUGGGAGGAAAUGUGACGGUGACGCAGGACGAGCAGGUGGAGUUCCAGUGUGUAUCGUCCAAAUGGUUCCCCAUACCUACUGUCAGCUGGACCUGGAACUCUGAGGCUGUGAACAGCAGCCUGUACAACACCACCAGCAUGGCUGACGGGGAUUUCUUCAACUGCACCAGUGUCCUGAAGUUCCAGGCAGUCAGAGACACCCAGAUAGAGUGCUGGGCGACUGUGGAGACACUAGCCAGCCCACAAUCCAGCUCCGUCUACUUGGUGGUUGUUCCAAAGCCUACGGACUGGACCGUGCUGAUAGCUGUGGUCGUGUCCAUUGGAUCUUUUGCUCUGCUGGUUUUGCUCAUCAUUGGAAUCAUCUUCUGCUACAAAAGGAGGAAAGAAAAAAAAACCAAAUACGAAGAUGAAAUGAGCAGAAGAGUGAGGACUCAGAGCCAGAUCAGUACUGUCCAUGGAGCGGGACAGAAUCAGGGCCAGGAGAACACAGGAUAUGUGUCGGAGGGUCAAACAAGUGUCGCUCCCACUGAACUCACUGACAGCGGCUUUUUCCCGGCAAAUGGCUCCACUUUUUCUGAAAUGCCUGAUGUUGUGAACAGUACCCACACAGGAAAUGCUUACAUCACUGUGGAGAAACCCGCCUUCAGGAAGCACAGACAUGUCACCAUUGUGUGAGGACAAGAAGACGACGAGGAGGGCAGCAAAUGUUAAAGGUCUCCUAUCAUGCAAAAUGCACUGUCAGAAAUAAAACCCUCUCUCUUUUCCUCCGUGCGCAAAUCUCUAAAAACGGGGGUUCAAAGGAGCUGAUCCAGAUUUGCUGCCGAUAUGACGUAAUAUCGGAAAUGUGGACUGGCUUUAC
This is a messenger RNA of Trematomus bernacchii (emerald rockcod), 1370 nucleotides long. RefSeq names its product immunoglobulin superfamily, member 5a (gene igsf5a). Gene Ontology annotation, biological process: cell-cell adhesion. The transcript is spliced from 9 exons. The coding region runs from base 116 to 1186 and encodes 356 amino acids. The record is from RefSeq and is a predicted model, not a curated record. Lineage: Eukaryota; Metazoa; Chordata; Actinopteri; Perciformes; Nototheniidae.